Molecule: messenger RNA, 3471 nt
Organism: Mangifera indica (mango)
Lineage: Eukaryota; Viridiplantae; Streptophyta; Magnoliopsida; Sapindales; Anacardiaceae
Product: la-related protein 1A
Exons: 14
Coding region: 307-3012 (901 amino acids)
Biological process (GO): mRNA stabilization
Molecular function (GO): RNA cap binding
Source: RefSeq, a predicted model, not a curated record
GAUAAGUUGUAGAAGCAGAAUGACUCAACUUACCACUCCCACCCGAACAAACUGCCAUUUUUAUUUCACUAUUCACUACUGGUUACUUCACUCUACUCUUUCUUCUUCUCCCCACAUAUAAAAACACUCUCGUCUUCUUUCGCUUUCACACUGUCACUCCCCUUACACGUUUCUGCCGUGUUUUGCUCUGCUCUGCUCCUCCUCUAUCUUUCUUCCUGUUGAACAAAUUACAAACCCUAAUCUCGCAACGCUCUGUUUGUGCUUGGAUUAAUAAAAAUAAUUUCAUUAUUAUAGAGUUUUACUAUUAUGGUAAUGGCCGAUAAUGAAGGAGGAGAUGAUCGUCAGAAGGAGAUGGUGAGCGGCCUCAAGUCUCCGUGGAAGACCACUUGUGUUGUCAUGGAUGCCGCUUCCGUCAUCAGUCCCGACUCUUGGCCCGCUCUCUCCGACGCUCAACAUCGCUCUCCUAAACCUUCCUCUGAUACACCACUCGUCCAGGGAGCUUCUGUGGAACAGAAAACUCAUAGUUCAGGAAUUUCUAAUCCUAAUCCAUCACAUAAACAGCAACAUUCACAUGUGCGUAAUCAGAAGUCAGGGUCUAAGCGAAAUCCGAACACUGCUCCACCUUUUCCUGUACCUUUUCCUUACCAUCAGCCAGCUCCUAUGUUUCAUCCAAUGGUGCCUCCCCCGCCCAUCGGCUAUGCGGCUUAUCAGCCGUACCCUGGACACUUUUCAGCUGUUGAAAAUCAGACAGGUUUUGCUUCCCCAGUAGUUCAUGCUGUUGAUGCUGUCCGGAAUGUUCCACCGCCUCCUCGAGGAGAUCUCAAUGCUUCUGGGGUCAAUGCAAGUGUAAAUUUCUAUAGUAGAAGAGCUCCUAAUAUGCAAGAACCUGCUUGGCAUCAUCACAGACCUAUUAAUCACCAUGAAGGUAUUCCUAUGGGACCUCGGCCUUUAGUGAGGACUGCCUUUUUUGGUCAUACUCCCAGUCCUGGAUAUAUGGUUGGUCCAAGCUUUACUGGACCUGCAGUUUGCUAUGUGUCUGUAGCACCUCCAGGCUCUGUUAGGGGACCUCAUCCUCCUCACUUUGUCCGAUAUCCUAUUCCUCCAGGCAACCCCAUGUUACCUCCAGAGACACUGGCAUUGACGGGUAGCAUUGUAAAACAAAUUGAUUAUUAUUUCAGUGAUGAAAAUCUUCAGAAUGACCAUUACCUAAUUUCCUUGAUGGAUGCCCAAGGAUGGGUUCCAAUAUCCACUAUUGCUGAAUUUAAAAGGGUAAAGAGAAUGAGUACAAAUAUACCCUUUAUACUUGAUGCAAUGCACAGUUCUAGUACUGUAGAAGUGCAGGGUAAUAAGAUUCGGAGACGUGAUGAAUGGUCCAAGUGGAUUCCAUCCUCUGCUGAACUUAAGGAGAAAUCCCCAAGCCAACAGUUAGAGAACUCUAUCGAUUUAAUUAACAAAGGUGAUAGUAAUGAAGGUAAUACAGGGGAAGCCUCUGAAGAAAAUACUGAAAUACAGCCGAACAGGGAUAGUGCAGAUAUAACACAUGACAGUAAUGCUGAACAGAGUGGUGAGUCUGUUAUUAAUGGCAGAAAACAAGCAUUCUGUGCCGAAAAUGGUGUGUUGAUAGCAUCGAUUUUUGAUUCAGAUAACUUGUCAGGUAUUGAGAACAGGGAUGAUAGUUCCUGUCAAAACCAGUUACAAAGAGAUGAGUCUGCAAGAUUUGUUGACCACAAGGCUGAAAGCUUGGAGUCCACUUCAAAUAUGGCUGUACGGCAUCUUAAUGACCUGUCAAAUGAUUUUGCAAACACAUUUAUGCUUGAUGAAGAACUAGAGAUUGAACAGAAAACAGCAAAAAAGGAUGAGCUUACUGCAGCCAGAAGGAUUGAUGAUGAAGAUGAUGAGGUUGUUGUAAAUGAUCAUGAUGUUCAGAGACUUGUAAUUGUCACACAGAAUAGUUGGAUGGUUGAAGGAUCUAAAACUGAUGGUGAAGGAUUAAAAGGAUUGAAAUCCAUUUCUAAUGAGCUCGCUUCUGCAAUAAAUGAUGGUCUUUAUUUCUAUGAGCAGGAGCUUAAAACUAAGAGAUCACAUCGUAGGAAGAAUAACUCGGGUUUUGAGAACAAAGAUGGAAACCCAAGGCCUUCAGUUUGUGCUCCAGGAGUGUCAAAUUCAAAGGCAGGUGACAAUACUGCUACAAGCAGUGGUAAUGAAGAAUCUGGAAGUGCCAGUUCACGCCGUAAGCAAAAUAAAGGUUUUCACAGGCAGCAAUCUUCCCACAAGCAGCGAUUUUUCUCCAGCAACUUUAGAAAUCAUGGAACCGGUCGGAAUUCUCUUGGAAUUGUAUCAGAAAGUCCACCAAGUAAUUCAGUUGGAUAUUUCUUUGGUUCAACCCCUCCUGAAAAUCAUGGCCCAAGGCCUUCAAAAUUGAGUGUUUCACCCCAUGGGUUUCUCUCUGGAAGUAGUCCACCUGUGGGUUCCAUGCCAAAAUCGUUCCCUCCAUUCCAGCAUCCAGGUCAUCAGGUUUUAGAAGAAAAUGGCUUCAGACAGCAGAAGUACUUAAAGUUUCGGAAGCGGUGCUUAAAUGAGAGGAAGAAGUUGGGAGUUGGCUGCAGUGAGGACAUGAAUACACUGUACACGUUUUGGUCAUAUUUCAUUAGAGACAUGUUCAUCCCUACUAUGUAUAACGACUUUAAGAAGUUUGCUCUCGAAGAUGCAGCUGCUAAUUAUAAUUAUGGAAUAGAGUGUCUUUUCAGGUUUUAUAGUUAUGGUUUGGAAAAAGAGUUCAGAGAGGAUCUUUAUAACGACUUUGAGCGGCUGACACUUGACUUCUACCACAGAGGCAAUCUUUAUGGCCUUGAAAAAUACUGGGCAUUCCAUCAUUUUCGAGGGUCAGGUGAGCAGAAAGAGCCCCUAAAGAAACAUCCAGAGUUGGAAAGGUUACUUAGGGAAAAAUAUCGUAGCAUGGCAGACUUUCCUGCUAAAGAAAAAAGUAAAAGUAUGAAGGAAGACAGCCAUUAGGCCCAACUAAUUACUUGUUUUCUGGCGGCAUUGAGAUGAUGACAUUCCAAUUUUGAAAAUGAAUCCUGACAACUUAACAAAGCCAGUCGGAGACUCUGGCCGGUACAUGUUUUCAAUGCCAGUGAUUUUUUUUUUUAAUUUUGUAUAUUGUAUAUUAGGGGGGGAUCCUUCACUUGUGAGGGCUGCUCAUUUCUGAGGUUUUGAUAUGGUUCUAUUGCUUGAGCUAUUCUGGCUCCCUGUGAUUUUUAUUUUUGAGUUGUCUGCAAGCUUGGAAAGGUGCCUGUGUUUUUUUUUCUUUUUAUUUUAAUUGGUCAGUUCAGUUCCCCCCUAAUUGUAACUUGUACAGAAACGAAAACUGAAGACCUCCCCAUCACUCCAAAAAAAAAAAAAAACAAAAUAAGGUUGUAGGUACCUUCUGAAAGUGAACAAUAAGAAAUUCAAUUUUAAAUUUUAGUGACA